Messenger RNA from Rosa chinensis, 1040 nucleotides. RefSeq names its product telomere repeat-binding factor 4. Gene Ontology annotation, cellular component: nucleosome. Gene Ontology annotation, biological process: nucleosome assembly. The transcript is spliced from 6 exons. Bases 26 to 892 code for a protein of 288 amino acids. NCBI's taxonomy places the organism in Eukaryota, Viridiplantae, Streptophyta, Magnoliopsida, Rosales, Rosaceae. The record is from RefSeq and is a predicted model, not a curated record. Gene Ontology annotation, molecular function: double-stranded telomeric DNA binding.
AAAGCGGGAUAGAGUCCACCACAAGAUGUCGUCUUCUUCCCUUCGGAAACCGAAACGAAUUUCCGAGAGAGAGAAAGAGGGUUUCAGACAGGCGCACAGAAGGCUCGGAGUGAAAGGUAGAGAUAGAAGCAAGGGUAGAAUGGGAAACCAUAAGCAAAAGUGGACGUCGGAGGAGGAAGAUGCUCUAGUAGCCGGAGUUGCAAAGCACGGCGCCGGCAAAUGGAAGAACAUCCUCAUCGAUCCAGAAUUCGCCCAAUCUCUCAUUCUCCGAUCCAACAUUGACCUCAAGGAUAAAUGGAGGAACUUGAGUCCUAGUCUUGCACUUGCACAAGUUACACAGAAGAAAAGGAAGAAUUCAAAGAUAAAGAAUUCAGUUCGUUACUCUACACCUGUGCUUGCACUUGCUAGUGGAACAUCUCCAGAUGCUGUCAUGGAUGAUUCCAACACUGAAGAACGGUACAACGCAUUGAUUUUUGAGGCUCUUUUAACAAUGAAAGAUCCGAAUGGAUCUGAUGUGGAUGCCAUUCGUAACUUUAUUCAGCAAAGGGAAGAGGAGCCCAUUCCACAUAAUUUCAAAAGGUUAGUGGGUGCGAGGUUGAGAAGUCUUGUUUCACUAGGAAAACUUGAAAAGACCAGAAAUGGCUUCAAGAUCAAAGUUUUAGGAACAAAAACACCUAGGGUGUUGGCGACUUCUACUGAAACAGAAGAUGAUGCUGUUCAUGUCGCUGCCUAUACAAUUGCUGAUGCUGAAAACAAAUCAUUCUUGGCUGCUGAAGCAGUGAAGGAGGCAGAGAGAGUUUCAAAGAUAGCUGAAGAAACCGAGUCUAUGCUACUGCUAGUGAAAGAGAUCAAUGAACAAUGUUCACGAGGUGAAGUUGUCCACUUGGCUUAGGUCAGCGGUUGUAAGUCUAAUUAGUGGAUUCCUUGUAACUUGUAGGAUGUGCAUGUAAAUUUGUCCUUGUAUCUUCAGUUAUAGCUGAAGUCAAUUCCAUGUGAGAUCAGAGAUAGAUGAUUAGCAUACAAAAUUGCUUUUUAGUGCA